AUGUCACCUCCCAAUGGAGAGCUGAGCGGUCCAUCGCGCGCCGCGGUCUUACAGGAGAUCGAGGACAUGGACGAAAUCCUUGGCGGCGGACCUUUCCCUACCUUUCGAGGCAGGGCGGCGAGCAACCCUCGUCCCGACGCCCAAGGCCAAGCUCGAGGCCCUGAGCGGCAGGUGACGGCUCCAGCCCUGGCAAUUCGCCAGAGAAGCCGGACGCCCAGCCGUCCGCAAAGGGCUCGCGGCCUCAGCGCGCUUGCCGAGGAGUCGGCUCCGCCCAUGCCUGGCAUGCACUCGGCUUUUUGGCCUCCCAACCCUCCUUUCGCCCAACCGGGUUUUGACGGUGGCCGCCCCAACCGGUCACGCUCCGGGACCACUGGGCCCCCUUUGCGAGCUCCCCCGAGAGGAUUUGUCCUGCCUGCUACCAGGCAACCUCCCAGAGACGUUCGGUCGCCCUCUGGUGGCCAACACAUGGGCCAGCCGGUACUCGCCGCGCCCGCCCCUCCCCCCAUUCCUCCCAGGUCCGCUCAGCGGCAACAGCAAGACAACAGGUGCCCGUCGGCAUCGGGUUCGAGGCCCACCAUGUCGUUGAACCAGGCCGCUCCGUCUCGUUCUUCACUCCCUGUCCCUGCCCCCCAGCCCCAAGCUUCCCGGUCGUCCGGUCCCCGUUCAUCCCAGGGAGAUACGGCGAGCUCCUCGAGCCGCCUCCCUGUGCAGACGCCUCCUUACGAGGUCGACGAUGGAAAGGAGGUUCACCCUUUCCGGGGCCGCCCGCCGACUGGAUCUCGUCCGAGACCCACAGUUGCUUUGCCGUCCCAAUCUCUUUCCCCCGGCGCCUCGGGUAGGGCUGGCACUCGCCGCCCUAGCGAGCCCGGCUAUUUCGAUCAGUGUUCUCUCCCGCCCCCGGCACUGCAAGUGCAAACCGGUGAGAGCAGAUCCGGCCGGGUCGUGUCACCCGCGGAGCCCAGCCCGGCCGCCAGUGCGACCACCACCAACUUCGGAUACCAUCCGAUGAUGAGCCCCUAUGAGGCUGAAGCUGCCAGCGGAUUAGCGCGGGCUUGGGUUGAAAGCCCAAACGAGAGGAAUUCCGGUACGCCGGGCGGAGACCAUUGGGCCCAAGGCCACAUUAUGCUGUCGCCCGUUGAGGCCGCGGUGGCCUGCGCCGACAAUAGGCGUACCACCAUUUUUAUGGACAUGGGGGUGCAGUAUGCCGACGACCACGAGAAGGAGGGCGAGUCAGGCGGCAAGUAA
Sordaria macrospora k-hell is the source of this 1245-nucleotide messenger RNA. NCBI's taxonomy places the organism in Eukaryota, Fungi, Ascomycota, Sordariomycetes, Sordariales, Sordariaceae. The record is from RefSeq and is a predicted model, not a curated record.